Molecule: messenger RNA, 1350 nt
Organism: Aspergillus tanneri
Lineage: Eukaryota; Fungi; Ascomycota; Eurotiomycetes; Eurotiales; Aspergillaceae
Gene: ftmPT1
Product: brevianamide F prenyltransferase ftmB
Exons: 3
Coding region: 1-1350 (449 amino acids)
Biological process (GO): alkaloid metabolic process
Molecular function (GO): transferase activity, transferring alkyl or aryl (other than methyl) groups
Source: RefSeq, a predicted model, not a curated record
AUGCCCACGGCUGCUACUGGAUGUAAAACCCAAAUGCCAGUCUCCCCGGAACAAAACCCACCAACCCACGAUAUAACGCCCACCGCACCUUUGCUUUGCAAGUUGCUGAUCAACUCCAAUUACGAUGUCCAUUUGCAAUACAAAUACUUGACUCUCUAUCGAGAACACGUCAUUCCGGCCCUUGGCCCCUACCCAGAGCAAUCGGAAUGCGGUAUCACCGCUACCAAGUGGAAGAGCGGGAUGAACCGUGCUGGCCUUCCGGUUGAAUUCAAUUACAACUUUUCCCAAGCCGUGGUCAGGGUCGGGGUCGAGCCAGUCGGCCCUUUCGCUGGGACAGACCAAAACAGUUUCAAUGCCUCUGCCAUACAUGACUACUUGCACAACCUAAAUCGAGCGCUGCCAGGAUUAGACCUUCGCAGAUUUUUUCAUCUCGCCGAGGAUCUCCUGGCUACUGAGGAGGAAGUGAGAACCAUCCUGGGCAGCCCUAAAAUGCUCAGCGCCAUUGGUCCCUGGAAAACGCAGACAAUCACAGCCAUGGAUCUACAGAAAUCCGGAGAAGUCCUAAUGAAGGUAUACUUCUACCCUCAAGUCAAGUCAAGGGCCACUGGGAUUGCCGAGGAAAAGCUGCUCUUUGAUGCCAUGUACAAGGCGGAUCCAGAGGGCAGGCUGAGCAACCAAUUCUCCAAUAUGAAAGGGUACUUGGCCAUAAGAAACAGUAAUAGCACGCAUUCCUGUUCGAAGUUGGAUGGUCAUGGCCACAAUAAGGAUCAGACCACGUCGUUCUUUGCCUACCUUCUUGCCUGCGACUUGGUUGAGCCAAGCAAGUCGCGGAUAAAGUUCUACACCGCUGAGCUGCAGGUUGAUUUGGACACAGUCGCAGACGUCUGGACAUUCGGUGGAAGGCGAACAGAUCCCCAGACGCUCGCUGGACUGGAGCUCUUGAAGCUGCUUUGGCGGCUGCUCCCAAUCCGCGAAGGGUUCCGUCCUCCGCCAGAGGGGUUUUCAGAGAUAGGAAAGCCCGCAAAAGAAACCCGGAUUCCCCUGAUGUUCCACUUCGACAUGGUCGAGGCCCACGAAUUCCCAGAGCCCCAGGUGUACAUACCUCUCUUUGGUGAGGAUGAUUUAGCCAUUGUUGAUGGCUUAACAACUUUCUUUCGGCACGUUGGAUGGGAGUCUAUGGCAGAACACUAUAAGUCCAAUUUCCUCUCCUAUUAUGGGGAAACGGACCUUACUGGCGUGGCACACAUCUGCUCAUGGCUGUCCUUUUCUUACAAAAAUGGCACUCCGUAUAUCAGCGCCUAUAACCACAGUUUUACGAAGAUGUGGCAGGCCAAUGAAGCGGACGAAUAG